AUGGCACGUAUGUCAAUGCUUUUCAUUAUGUUAUUGCUGCAAGUGGCGCUUCUUGCGUCCUGCGCAGCAAAGAGGACGUCAGUAGCGGACGAGUCAAUCUUCGACUCAACUAACGGGACCAACUUGUGCGGAAUUAUGCUUGCAGUUGUGGCCGUUUUCGCCGGUAGUGGAAUGGUUGUUGUCGGCUAUCGCUUCAUGUAUGAGACUGUUUUCACCAUUGGGUUCGCUCUUGGUGCCAUUGGCAUUGCUGUGACUACGGAGCGCAUGCUUGUCGACAAGUCCUUUUGGCGUGCCGGUUCCUGGGUCGCAUUCGUUGUAGGUGGUGCAAUAUGUGGUGGCAUGGCCAUCUGGGUCCAUCCAAAGAGCAAUUUCAUCGCCGGUGUAGCGGGAGGCAUGACGCUUGCUAUGAUCGUAACCAACUCGGCAGGAUAUUAUGUCUUGCCUGGUCAUACGCACGAGCUGUUCACUAUUCUAUGUGUGGUCCUGGCCGUCGUGUUUGCAACGUUUGAACUCAAGUACGGCAAACCAAUGGACAUCGUCGGGAUCAGCACCUUUGGCGCUGCAAUCCUAGUGUGGGGUGUCAGCUUUUUCGUCGGCGACUUUCCAUUCUUGAACAACUUGGACAAGUACUCUACUCAUACCGCAGACGACGACCUGGUGUACACUAUUCGGUGGGGAUACCUCGCAGGAAUCAUGAUGAUCUCCGCCUUUGGCAUAGUCAUUCAAUUCCACAUAACCGGGUGCAGUGCCAUUGACGACGAGUUUGCAAGUUUUGGAACUAGCGGCUUUGGAUUCUCCAUUGAUGCCGUAUCGUACGUUGGAAACGAAAAGGAGCACCCGAACGUUUCUAUCACUGAUCAGUCUGCAAACAACACUACACGGGAGUCCGACUUCUUGCCAUCGUCGUACUCGAGUAUUCUGCAUCAAUCUUUCUGCCGACUUUACUCGAGAAACACGAAGGCAGAGUCAAGCAAUAAGAUAAAGUCGACGUUCUUGAAGAAGAGAAGUGAGUCUGUAGAGACUACAAACGCUCUGGAUUCGAGAGUAAGCUUGCAGUCACCACGAAUGAAUUACUUGCAAGGAGCAAGCAAAGAAGUGGAAUUUUAA
Molecule: messenger RNA, 1107 nt
Organism: Peronospora farinosa
Lineage: Eukaryota; Oomycota; Peronosporomycetes; Peronosporales; Peronosporaceae
Source: the annotation of a GenBank genome assembly